Messenger RNA from Mugil cephalus (flathead mullet), 2541 nucleotides. RefSeq names its product zinc finger protein ZFP2-like. The record is from RefSeq and is a predicted model, not a curated record. Bases 637 to 2376 code for a protein of 579 amino acids. The transcript has 2 exons. NCBI's taxonomy places the organism in Eukaryota, Metazoa, Chordata, Actinopteri, Mugiliformes, Mugilidae.
AAGCAAGUACUCAAUCCUCAAACAAUAAGCAUGGAUAUAUCAUUAAUUAUGGAGGAGGGGACAGCAAUAAAUAAGAAAAAAGUAAAAUAAAUUUGGCAAGAGUAGUGGGACAUAAAUGAUACCUUGAUAAAAUUCAAAAAGAUUGGUGUAGAAAGAAGGCUGGGUAGGAACUGUAAAGAAGAGGCAGUCAUCACCCAUCUCAGGUCAGGACUCACUGGACCAAACAGCACACUUCACAAAAUAGGAAAUCAUAAUAACUUCACUUUGGUACAAGGAUAAUUAAUUUGGAUUGAGGACAUUAAGAACAUCUACUAGGCUUCCCUGCUGGGGUGACCUGGGCUACUGUGCCUCCAGGAGGUAAAAACACUGACAAAUCCCAAUAAAGAGACAGACCUACCAACGGGAGCAAGAGUGAAGAUUUUCAAGCUGUAAGAAAAGGGUCAAUAAUGAAUUCAAACAGGGAUACUGGGAUCUAGAUUAUCCAGAUCCAUACUCCAUUUCAGUAGGUGGCGGUAAUGUGCCCGAGAUGAAGAGGAAGUAUGUUUUUAAAACCUUGUUGUGUUUCUGUGUUUGUGGGCUGAGCUGUGAGAUUGUUGUGGUCUUUCCCACAGACGUAUCUGAGCUGUUGAAGUAACAAUGUCUUCAAUUGAGAGUUCGACAGAGCUGUUCAUCGAGCCACUAACUGCUGCUGCUGACGAAAUAUUCAAACUCUUUGAAAGAACCAUCCAGUCGGACAAAGAGAUCGAUCGUAAGCGCAGACUGCAGGAUAUCACCUGGAAUCCCGAGAUAAAGUUACACAGAAUAGACCUCCCACAGCAACAUGUCUACAUAGAGGAGGUUCUCACUGAACAGCAGCUCUUUAACCAGGUUAGGAAGUCCAGUCUGAACCAGGAGGAACCAGAACCUCUACAGAUUAAAGAGGAACAGGAGGAACCAGAGCAUCCACAGAUUAAGGAGGAACAAGAGGAACCAGAACCUCCACAUAUUAAAGAGGAACAAGAGGAACUAGAACCCCCACAUAUUAAAGAUGAAAAAGAGGAACCAGAACCUCCACAGAUUAAAGAGGAACAGGAUGAACCAGAACCUCCACAGAUUAAAGAGGAACAGGAGGAACUUGACAGCAUUCAGCAGGAAGAACAUCUUGAACUGAACUAUGAGAUUGAUUUCUUGAUGAAGACUCCUACUGAUGAGCAAAGUGAGCAUAGUGAACCAGGACCAAACAAUGAUCAUCUCCUCUCUCAGAACGCUGCUGAUUUGAUGUCAUCCACCAAGACUCAGACAUAUGAAAAACCAUGUCUUCGCAAAGCAUGCCGGAAACAUUUCAAUCAAACUGUUGAUUUGAAUAAACACAUGGGGACUCAUACAGGUGAGAAGAAGUACAGUUGUGACACAUGUGGUGAAAACUUCACUGAAAGACGUACUUUAACAAAGCAUAUGAGGACUCACAGAGGUGAGAAACGGUAUGGUUGUGACACAUGUGGUAAAACCUUUAAUCGACGCAGUAAUUUACACAAACACAUAAAGAUUCACACAGGUGAGAAGCCGUACGUUUGUGACACAUGUGGUAAAACCUUUAAUCGACGCAGUAAUUUACACAAACACACGAAGAUUCACACAGGUGAGAAGCCAUACGUUUGUGACACAUGUGGUAAAACCUUCACUGAUAGAACUACUUUAACUGUUCACAUAAGGACUCACACAGGCGAGAAGCCAUACGGUUGUGAUACAUGUGGCAAAACGUUCAUUAAAAAAUUUACUUUAACUGUUCACAUAAGGACUCACACAGGCGAGAAGCCAUACGGUUGUGACACAUGUGGUAAAAUGUUCCAUCGGGAUGGCACUCUAAAAAUUCACAUGAGGACUCACACAGGUGAGAGGCCCUACGGUUGUGAGACAUGUGGUAAAACCUUCACUGAACAAACUAAUUUAAAACAGCACAUGAGGACUCACACAGGUGCGAGGCCCUACAGUUGUGACACAUGUGGUAAAACAUUCAAUAAAAGAUGUACUUUAACUGACCACAUGAGAAUUCACACAGGUGAGAAGCCGUACAGUUGUGAGACAUGUGGUAAAACCUUUUCUGAACGAAGUAAUUUAAAACAGCACAUGAGGACUCACACAGGUGAGAAGCCGUACGGUUGUGAAACAUGUGGUAAAACCUUCAGUCAGAGUUCUCAUUUAACUACUCACAUGAGGACUCAUACAGGUGAGAAGCCCUACGGAUGUGACACAUGUGGUAAAACCUUCAAUCGAAGUACUCAUUUAACUACUCACAUGAGGACUCAUACAGGUGAAAAACCGUACGUUUGUGAAACAUGUGGUAAAACCUUCACUGAAAGAGGUACUUUAACUGGUCACAUGAGAAUUCACAGGUGAAAAUGUGUCGUCUUGAAACAUCUGUGUGGGGAAAAAAGCAGAGUUUAAAAAAAACUCGUCAGGAAUUUUUUCAAGUGUAUCUUUCUUGUGAAAAUCUGAUCAUAUUAUUUUCUGAGAUUAAAUAUUUUUUAAAAAAUAUAUAAAAAAAAUUGUUUGUGUUUUUGU